UUCUAUUAACAAUUUAUAGUCAAAUUAUAUAGCGUUAUAAACUUAUAAUAUGAAGACUUACGUACUUUUCUAAUCAAAGAGAGUAUAUUAAUAUAAUAUUAUCAGGCACUAGCAUUAGUCAGUGGCUACUGAGUAAAGCUUUGGGCCACCGAGAGAAACCAUUUUCUGAGAGCACACUUUCGUUGACUUCUCUUUAACCAAUGUCUUUAACCACAGUCCCUACGCUCGCCAUCAGAUCCGGACCAUCCGGUCAUCACUCGAUGCCGGUUCUUGGUUUUGGAACCGCCGCUUCUCCGCUACCGGAACCAACGAUGCUGAAAGAGACGGUGAUUGAGGCUAUUAAGCUUGGUUAUCGCCAUUUCGACACCUCUCCAAGGUACCAAACGGAGGAGCCGAUCGGCGAAGCUUUAGCGGAGGCGGUUUCACUCGGCUUAGUUCGAUCUCGAUCUGAAUUCUUUGUCACUACCAAACUUUGGUGUGCUGAUGCUCAUGGUGGUCUCGUCGUACCGGCGAUCAAACGGAGUUUGAAAAACCUUAAACUGGACUAUCUUGAUCUUUAUAUAAUUCAUUGGCCGGUUAGCUCGAAACCUGGUAAAUACAAGUUUCCUAUUGAUGAAGAUGAUUUUAUGCCAAUGGAUUUCGAAGUAGUGUGGUCUGAAAUGGAGGAGUGUCAGAGACUUGGGCUCGCAAAAUGCAUAGGAGUAAGCAAUUUUUCAUGUAAGAAGCUUCAACACAUACUCUCUAUCGCGACAAUCCCGCCUAGCGUCAAUCAAGUUGAGAUGAGUCCAAUAUGGCAACAAAGAAAGCUAAGGGAGCUUUGUAGAUCGAACGACAUUGUUGUCACAGCGUACUCGGUGUUGGGAUCUAGAGGAGCUUUUUGGGGAACUCCCAAAAUUAUGGAAUCUGAUGUUCUCAAAGAAAUAGCAGAAGCAAAGGAAAAAACAGUGGCCCAGGUGAGUAUGAGAUGGGCUUAUGAACAAGGAGUGAGCAUGGUAGUGAAGAGCUUUACCAAAGAGAGAUUAGAAGAGAAUCUAAAGAUAUUUGAUUGGUCUUUGACAGAGGAUGAGACACAGAGAAUUUCAACUGAGAUUCCUCAGUUCAGAAACGUCCACGGAGAGGUUUAUACCUCUAAGAAAGGUCCCAUCAAAUCUGUCGCCGAGAUGUGGGACGGGGAGAUCUGAUCACUUUGUGUGAAAAUAGCCUAUUGAAAACGGCACAAUUAUCAUUCGUCACAAUGAUUUUCUUGUCAUUCUCUCUAAUAAUGAAAUAAUGAAUAAUGAAUAAGGACUAUCUCCAACAUAAACGAUUUGUCAUUUAGACACAGCGUAGUACGGAAGUGGAGUAGAACUUGGCUAAUAAGAUUGGAUUCACGAC
Messenger RNA from Arabidopsis thaliana (thale cress), 1374 nucleotides. Its product is annotated as NAD(P)-linked oxidoreductase superfamily protein. Gene Ontology annotation, biological process: tropane alkaloid biosynthetic process. The record is from RefSeq and is marked reviewed. Gene Ontology annotation, molecular function: oxidoreductase activity, acting on the CH-OH group of donors, NAD or NADP as acceptor; oxidoreductase activity. NCBI's taxonomy places the organism in Eukaryota, Viridiplantae, Streptophyta, Magnoliopsida, Brassicales, Brassicaceae. The transcript has 4 exons. Bases 201 to 1181 code for a protein of 326 amino acids.